ACACAGUGGUGUGAAUUCACCCAGGUUUCCCCCCCUGCAGCCCCGGACCGUCCGCAGCUCCACGGCGCGCGCUCUGCUGACUCCGCACAAGGAAAUCACCAGGGAAGUGUAAAGAAGGCGUUUUUUUUCUCUCUCUCUUCCCUCUUUCCCGUUUUUCAUCAAGGUAGGACAAGCAGCAACAGCCCAGCUCCUGCUUGUCUGUGAGAUUCUUGCUUAAUUUCCUCACUUUGCGGCUUUCAGGCGACAGAAGCGCAGCGCUCCUCUCCGGGACACCGACGCGUAACCAGCCGACGCGCCAAGCGCAGCGACUCUGCGAUCCUCCAGGAUAAAAAAACAAAACAAAACCCCUCAGAAAAAAAUCAAAACAAAACACUUGACAUCAUUCUUAACGGUUAAUCAAAGCUGCCAGAGAGUCAGAGUUUGAGAAUCCUGAUAUCAGAGGGAGCAGGAGCGGAAAAGUUCCCCCACUUGAGGGCGAAAUCUGACUUUUUCCAGGACGACCAAGUCCCGAAAAGUUCCAGGAGCCCCGAGAUCUGUCCGGUACAACAUGCAGCAAUGUCCAAGGAGGCAGAGUUGGAUGUGAGAAGCAGCGAGCCUGACACGGUCCCCGCAGAGCCCAGCAGAGCCCCGGAGUCACCCCCUCCGGCUCAGGUUAACGAAGCCACCGUCGGUGUGAGGAUCCCCUCCAGAAGUCAGAGUCACCUCAGCAGCAUCGGAGGCAGUGGUGGUGGUCUGGGUGGUGUUAGCAUUGUUAGCAGCAGCAGGAACGCUGAGGGAGCAGGCGAGAGCUCCAUGCAGUUCAGCACCAGACCGCCUAGUGCUGAGCAGCCGGGCUUCAUGGGGACAUGGCAGCAGCAGAGCACUGACAGCAACCUCCUCUACAGAAUGUCCCAGCAGGGUGCAGUAACGCGGCUUCCUUUGAAGGGCGACAGGUCGACAAUGGGCCGAGACCUGGAAGAGGCCAUUCGGUGCACACUGGUGAACUGCACAUGCGAGUGUUUCCAGCCUGGAAAGAUUCACCUACGGACAUGUGACCAGUGCAAGCAUGGCUGGGUAGCUCAUGCUCUAGACAAGCUCAGCACCCAGCACCUCUACCACCCGACCCAGGUGGAGAUCGUCCAGUCCAACGUGGUGUUUGACAUCAGCAGCUUGAUGCUGUACGGCACCCAGGCGGUCCCCGUCAGGCUCAAGAUCCUGCUGGACCGCCUCUUCUCCGUGCUCAAGCAGGAAGAGGUGCUGCACAUCCUGCACGGUCUGGGCUGGACCCUCAGAGACUACGUCAGGGGCUACAUACUGCAGGAUGCUGCAGGCAAGGUUUUGGACCGCUGGACCAUCAUGUCCCGUGAAGAAGAGAUCAUCACCCUGCAGCAGUUUCUGCGCUUUGGUGAGACCAAGUCCAUCGUAGAGCUGAUGGCUAUUCAGGAGAAAGAAGGUCAGGCAGUUACAGUUCCCUCGUCAAAGACAGACUCUGGGAUAAGGACAUUCAUCGAAAGUAAUAACAGAACCCGCAGCCCAGGGCUCUUAACACAUCUGGAAAACAGCAGCCCCUCCAGCAUUCAUCAUUUUGAGAAUAUCCCCAACAGCUUAGCCUUCCUUCUACCAUUCCAGUAUAUCAACCCAGUUUCUGCUCCCAUGCUUGGCUUGCCCCCUAAUGGCCUCCCAAUGGAGCAGUCUGCCCUUCGGCUUCGGGAGCCCAACCUUCCAAACCAGGGAGAUCAUGUGGAGACUAGUGAAUCAGAGGUGUCACUGUCACCUUUCCGCACCGGUCAGAGUCCUAGUCGUGGAGUACUGGGAGCCAUUAACAACACUGAACCCAAGACAGAACCCAACAGCUGUGCAUCACCCAUCUCCCCGACACCAUCCACCCAGCAAGCUCAGCAGCAAACAUCGCUCCAGCAGCCACAGCAACCGCAGCAAGGCCAACAACAGUCCCAAAAUCAGUCCCAACAACCCAACAGUUUGAGCGAACAUCAGGUGCAUCACCACUUUGUUAAGGAUGAGCCCUCUAAAACCAUCAGCCACCCUUCUUUCUCCUCGAAGAUGCAUCGUAUACGCCGCAUGGGAGCUACCUCACGCAAAGGCCGUGUGUGUUGCAAUGCAUGUGGAAAGACCUUUUAUGAUAAAGGCACGCUUAAGAUACACUAUAAUGCUGUACACUUGAAGAUUAAGCACCGUUGCACCAUAGAGGGAUGCAAUAUGGUCUUUAGCUCACUGCGCAGUCGGAACCGCCACAGUGCCAAUCCCAAUCCAAGGUUGCACAUGCCUAUGCUGCGCAAUAACCGUGACAAGGACCUUAUUCGUGCCAAUUCUACCACAGGUACACCUGUCAUAUCAAGCAGCAAGAAUGGUGGCUUUACACUCACCAGCCCUGGAAGGCCACCACUUGGCUUCACUACUCCCCCAGUAGACCCUAUGCUUCAGUCUCCGCUGCAGAGUCCCCUAGUGUUUCCGUCACUGAAGUCAGUGCAGCCAGUCCAACCAGUGCCACCAUUCUACCGAACACUUGUGUCUCCGGCAGACCUCGUCAGCCCUCCAGUGUCACUGCCAACGAGCCCCAUAAUGCCCACCACUACUAACAGCACUACCCUAAUGGACCAGCAACAGCAGAUCUUGGCCGCUGUUGUCUCACAUAAUAAUGUUCAUAUGUCAGAAGCAAGUUCGAUGUCCCAUCGGCUUCACUCUGGUACCAGUCAGGACCUCACUACAAACAGUGACCCCACACCUAAAAAGAAACCCCGUAAAUCUAGCAUGCCAGUUAAGAUUGAGAAGGAAGUGAUUGAUGUUGCAGAUGAUUUUGAGGACAAAGAUGAAGAUGAUGAUGACAGCAUCCACCACAAUCACCAGUCGAGUCUUCUUCACAACAACAUCAAGAUCAACGGCAACUGCAACAACAAUGGUGCAAGUGGCCCUGGACACCACAGCGGUGGCAGUGGCCAGCAAUCCCCCUCCCAGGAUGAGAUGAGCCCUGGCUUAGCCCUUAGAGGUAUGAUGAGGCAAAGUGAGGAUGAAUGUAGGGAGGGAACUGGUAGUGACAGCAGAGGGGGUGCUUCAGAGCUGCGUUGUAUGGACAGCUUUACCUCGGAAGACCAGGAUCAUGAAAGAGACUUUGAGAAUGAGUCUGAAACAUCAGAUUCCAAGAUGUUCUACCGAGAUGAUCUGAUGGACGGGGAAGAACAUCAGAAGCACACUAGGGGAGGAAGGGGUCUGGACAAGGAGCAUGAAAACGAGGCACACGAGGAAGAACACUUGAGGAAAGACAUAGAGGGAAACGGUCAUUCUUCACCAUCACCUCACCAGCCUCCAAUCAAGAUUAAAGAAGAACUCAAUGAUCCGACAUAUGACAUGUUUUGCAUGAGCCAGUAUGGCCUCUAUAACGGGGGCAUGGCAGCAGCAGCUGCUGCCGCCGCAAGCAUGGCUGCUCUACACGAGAGCUUCAUUUCUUCAAUGGGAUACGGUGCCAGCCCACCCAAAUUCCCUACAUCUCAGUCGCCUGAAGGAGACCCAUGUUCCAGCCCAGACCCCAAGAUCUGCUAUGUAUGUAAGAAGAGCUUCAAGAGCUCCUAUAGCAUGAAACUGCACUACAAGAAUGUGCACCUGAAAGAGAUGCAUGUGUGUACUGUGGCAGGCUGCAACGCUGCUUUCCCAUCCCGACGGAGCAGAGACAGGCACAGCUCGAACAUCAACCUGCACCGCAAACUGCUGACCAAAGAGCUGGACGACAUUGUCCUCGACCCUCAACUCACGCCACUGCCCAAGGACCUGCGAGCAGAGUUUCUGGCCAAGCUCUACAGCGGACAUCACAUGGGUUUGGACCCGAUGGCCAGGAUGGGUUUCCGGGGCGCCGGCCUCGGGCUCCCAGGUCUGAACCAUAAUUCCCUCUCCCACAUGAGCAACGAAUAUCCCCGUCAUCCUUUUCACCACGACCUUAGAAACCAUCACUCCAACGGCCUGUUCCGGGGCCAGCCGGACGACUACAUGGUGCUGGACCUGAGCACCACCUCUAGUGUUCAGUCCAGCAGCAGCAUCCACUCCUCACGUGAGUCAGAAGACGGCAGCGACGAAGGCAUCCUGUUGGAUGACCUCGAAGAGGAGGGAGAAGAGGAUGAGGAGGAUGGCAACAGUGAGGGAGAGGACCUCUCCCGGCGUGGAGAGAGGCGAGCUGAAGGGGGACAUCGGGAUGAGACUGGAGAAUUCAAAGAAGGACCAGAUGAGGGCUUGGACUCUACCUCAUCGACAUUCCUUCUAUCAUCCACUGGGGGCAGUAAUGGCAGCAGCGGUGGGAUCCUCUGUAACAUCUGCCACAAAGUAUACAGCAACAAAGGGACCCUGCGCGUGCACUAUAAGACUGUGCACCUACGCGAGAUGCACAAGUGCAAAAUCCCCGGCUGCAACAUGGUGUUCAGCUCCGUGCGAAGCCGGAACCGACACUCUCAGAACCCAAACCUCCAUAAAAACAUGCCCUUCUCUACGAUAUUAGACUAAACCAAGACUUCUCAGACCUCCCGUCUCCUCCGUUUCCUCAUCCUUGUCUCCUGCCCCGUCCUUUGUAAGUCACUCCAUGUAAAAAAAAAACAAAAAAAACAAUUGACUCUAGAUGAAGUUUAUCAUUGUGUCUUUUGACUUUUCCUUCUUUGGAAGAAAAGGCUGAUGCCAACAGGCACGAAGUUUGCUUCAAAAUGAAAACUCUAGGUAAUUUUACUCAUUAGGCCCUCCACCUUUUUUUUUUCUAUCUUCAACUCUCUUUGUGUUUACGUCCAUGUCCAAAGAAUCUGUUAAAACUCUUUAUUUGUGACUUGCCUGCGGAAACAAUAGUACUAAAAAAAAAGAGAGAAAAACUUCUUGUUGUAUUUGUGUAACAAUAACUUUUAAAUGGACCCCUUACAAAAGCAUGACAGCUCCAUUUGUAAAUAAUGUCCCCAGAGGCUUUUUUUUGUUUUGUUUUUUGUUGUGUUGAUGGUUGUUUGCCUACUUUUCCUCUCUUUAUUGGAUUUAUGUUACAGUACAGUACAAUACUUCCAUCUAUAGGCAAGAAAGAGGUAGCAUCCUUCAAGUGUGACUCAUUUAUGUUCAAUUUUAACUGAUUCACGGGGAAAAAAGAAAAAAACAAGAUCAUGUGAAUUGUAUCAACUGCUUGUUAGAUGUUCGGAGGUUACCGGCAUGCUUUUUAUUUUAAGCUCUUACACUGAUUUCAUUCUCCGUAUUUUAUGUUUUUUCUUUUUUUUUCUUUUUUUGCUUUACUAAUCCAUUUCAGUUUUUGCACUUUGCAUCUAUAAAAGGGGGAUGUGUAAUAUUGUUAUAAGGAUAUCUGCAAUGUUGGAUUUGGGUGAUCGGGGAGGGUGAGCGGUGGCUUCAUUGCUGAGAGAAGCAAACUUUUUCUUUUUGCAUGUGCUCAGUUUCAAAGCCUCUAAUUGAAAACCAAAAAUAUUUCUUUAUUCCUCCAUCACGUAUUCUAAGAAAAUCCAGAUCUUAACUAAAUUGUUUGUCCUUUUAACUAAAACGGAGUUAACUGGAAGGGGUUGGUAUCUUGUUUGAGAACUAAUUGAUGUUUGUCUUAGUGAAGGCAUCUUUAAAAAUAUGAGCACUUCACGGGUUUAAUACAGAGAUGAAUCCCUCCUCAACUGUGACCAAAAUGCAUGAGUUUCCUUAAAAAAAAACCCAUCAGCAUUGUCUCUGAAUCUUGAACCAAUAUAACCAAUAUGAUGCACUUGAGUCUUAAAACAUCAACUGUGAUUUUCUGCUGCAGGUUUUCACUGCUGAACUCCACCCUCACAUAUAUUUUGCCAAAUUUCUUGCAAUUUUCCCUCUUUUGGUUGCAAAGAAUCACUCACGGUACACAUGUUUUUAUUGAUUAGAGAAGUAGCCGAGGGAAAGGGUAUUUAUUAGUGGGUGAUGUAUCUUCACAAAAAUGUUCUCGUCCAGUAAAAGGAUUUUUUUUUUUAAAUAAAAAGACAAAAAAGACUCAUAUGUCUUUUUACUCUACAAGAUCCAUUCUUAGUGGACUGGUGCUACACACAGCAGUGGGAAAUACGCAGCCUUAUGCAGUAGAGUAUUAACACCUUACAUCCAUAACAGUGUUGAAUUCCACUUUUCUACACUUUAGCCAUCCUGCUGCACAGACAUAACCGCUUCCAGUGAAAUAUCUCCUGUUUUUUUGAAGACUCCACCUACAGGACACAUGUGGUCUUUCUGAGCCCUCUUUUCUCUGAGAUAAAGAGGAGCUGAGGAUGAUGGAAAGGCUGCGGAGGUGGAAGGCUGACUAGGGAGGAAAGGAUGACAGCAGCGAUCAUUAAAAAUGUGCUGCUUCCCUGUUACCUGGAGGCAUCCCGCCAUUCCAGCUUCCUCUGUCUAAUAACUCACUUGUCACUUUGUUACACUGCCAGACGUCAAGGUUGCUGACAAGACUGUGACACUGACAGAAGGAGAAAAGCCAGGGAAGAGAGUGCCCGCCAAACAAUUUAAUUCCGCGCCGUCAAUUAAGUGGAAUUCAGUUCAUCUCUUCAUUUUCUGUACGCUUACUCUCCUUUAGGGUCUGUAUUAAUUUAUUUCAGUUCUUUUCCCUUUUUUUUUUCCUUCCCCUUUGUCCGUCAGAGCAGUCAUUUAACUACCUUUGUACCCAUUUCUUCAUCCUGCUACUCACUUACCACCUCCACAUGCUGCAAUGCAAAUCCUACAGGGACACACGCUAAUAGUGUAUGCUUAAGUUCACCGGACGGCCAUGGCAUAGCAAAAAGGGAUGGGUAAUUGCCUGUUUAUCCCAAGUGAAGGGAAAAUUAAGUACAGGAACCUCUGCCUUCUCCCAGGAGUGAGCUUCAGUGAGGCUAGCUGCCUCGUUCACUCAUCGGAUCCCUUCGGCCUUCACUCCAGCUGAAAUAGAGAAAGUGCCUCUGCAGGAACCCUGCUGACAGCUGUCUCUUCAGCACAGAAACACUCGGAUAGGCAGACGUGCAGAAGAACGACCGUCCCUAGACAAUAUGCUAAACUGUAGUUGGAGGAAAGACAAAUGUUCUCGUCAUUGUUUUCAGUAAUAAUGUCACUUUGAAAAGCUGAGUUUCCAUCACAGAAAAGCAGCAAAGCCAGAAAUAAAUCAGUCAUAAAAACAGGAUAGGAAAUGUUUUACCUUCAAACCUUUAUAAAGUGUUUCACGCUCACAUUUUUCCUCUAAAGAGAAAAAUCAAUAUUUUCCGAGGAUUUUUGAAGUGAGGUUUUACAGUCCCCUGCUAAGCCAACUUUAAAACGCCAAAAAAGAGUUUAAAGGGGUACAGUUCAUGUUAAACCAAAUGUAGUAGUUUAGAUUUCUAACUCUAAAUCAUCGGAUCAGCUCCAAGCAUUUGCAGAAAUACUCCUUUGAUUAGUAAAACACUAAUGCUAAUGUUAGCAUCAUUAGCAGCUAACGGUUAGAGAGUCGCAGUAUUUCCCAGCCUUCAAAUUCUUCGACCGAAGUCUCUGCUCACUUUAUUUGAUUCAGAUAUCCAAAAAGCAGCUUUACAGUUUAGAGGUAACCAUGUGCUGAUCCGGAGGGAGCUGCCGCCAUUAAUAGCUACAUCAGGAUAAAGCCGUUAGUGCACUGUACGAUUUUUUGCCCUUUUUGGGCCGACUAUCCAGUCGUGUGAGAAUUUUUCAAUCGGGCCGACUUUCAGCCUGAUCUUGCCACAUGUACAGUACAGGGGGGUAACGAGAGGCGAUCAGCCUCUCAAUGACCUCCAGAUCAAGAAUCGUAAGGUGUUUGAAAUUCAGUUGGCCGUCGUAAGGUGGUCGUGGACAAAUCACUCAGUGCGCAAACGAGGAUUCUUCCUCUUACUGGUAGAUGAAAACACAGAAGCAUGGCGGGAUGCAAGUCAAAUUGAGUUCUUUCUGUAAAAUUGACCGACCGUAGUAGUUACAUUUGCUCAGCCAUGUACUUUUUCCAAAUGCGUCGCCGCCUUUUUUUUUUAGGGCUUUCAGCACAAAAUCGCACAAAUUGCCAAAAGCAGCACGUUUUAAUCUAGUGAGCUUCAUAUUACUCUUCUACGCGAUUGGCUUCUGCAUAGAUGAGUCCAAGUAGCGCCAUCUCACUCGUCAUGGUUGAGUACGACGUAGUUUUUAGAUGUCCAGUGUGAGCAGGUAGAUCGCAUCAGAGCAUCGCACAGUGUGAGAUCAAACAUCCUGAGCUGUGAACUUUUAAACCCUGCAGUUUUGUCGUACAGUUUGAGCUGUAGCUGUUCGCAAUUUUUUCAAUCGUACAGUGUAUGCCUGGCUUUAGAUUCUUAUACUUGCAGAAAUCACAUCGGCCUAAAUAGACACUUUAAAAUGUAAGGCUAGUAAUAGAAUCACCUGUUUAGUCACAAAUGUUCAGUUUCGAUUAUUAUUUCGUAUUGUGACAUCUAGUUAUCUCUCUUAACCUCGUAUUGUUUAAAUCUAAAUUGGCUUGGAUCAACUAAAAGCUAACACAACACACUUUUUCAAAGUGUCGAUAAACAUUCUCCAACCUACUUAAACACCGUUUAAUGGAGGGCUGAUGCGUUGUUGUGUGCAGCAUGUUAUUUCUGGACGUGAUGCUUUUGAUGCAACCGUGCAAAAAAACAAGUCUGGUUUCUUGCCUUUUCUCAUUGCACAUUAGCAUCACUCAUUACUCUUUAAGGGUUUCCCAAUACUGUACCAAUAUUUCAAACUCAAUAUUAAUAACCAGGAAAUUAUUUGAUACCCUUUACUAUUUUUUGAUUCCAUGGGGAUAAAAAAAUAAAUUAUUUAAGGUAUUGAAAAAUACAUUUUAAUAACAUGGAAAAAAAAAAAAACUUUUUAAAUCUCCAUAUAUAGAACGCUUUCUUAAGAAAUUCAUAGAUGUUGGUUAAAUAAGUGUACAAAUAAAUGCAAAGUUAAUUCCCCAAAAUAUGACUAAACCCAAAGGUUUGUUGAGGCAUUAUUCUUUUAAUAUGCAAAUAAACCCUGAAUCUGAAAUUGAUGAUAGCAAAAAUCACUUGUCUUUAAUAUCGAUACUUUUCCGAAUUAGGAUUGGAUUGAGAUAUGGCAUGUGGUUAUAAAACUUGAUAUUUUUGAAAAUAGUGAUGCUCAUUUAUUAAAAAUAAAAAGCUGCUUUACUGAAGACUGUUCCAAAGCAGACUUUUUCUCAUUUAGUGUCUGACAACUCAUAUAAUCAAAUCCAGCAACAGGAGGGACCUUAAAUAAUUUUAAAAGGAUUCUGAACUUCUUUUUUUGUAAAAUAUACUGUCCAGAAGUAGCUCUUUUUUGCCACUUUGAGUAUCAAAACCAUAUUCUCUCUUCAUUUUGAACUAAAACGCUUCACAGGUUUCAUUCUUUGGAAGCAUUUAUCCCUAAAGGAUUGCAUUUUUUUUCUCUUGAUACAUGUGAAGACAGUUAAAAAGCCUAAAAAAAUGACAUCCUCACAAUAUGCUGUGACAUUUUUUUGGAGCAGGCCUCACUCUGAUUAGCUGCUACCAUCAGCCUCCAGGACAAACUAAUCAGGGCUUUUACAAAAUGCGGCCGCUAAGAGAUUUUUUCAUUUUUUUUUCUGAUUUAAAAUGCUUUAAGAUUUUGACAGACCCUCGGCUCUAAUGAUCCUCCGAGAUUAAACUGUGAUCAACCAAUGAUCUCAUCUGCAGUGUCACAUGUGCUCAUGUUUGACAUUGUCUUUUUCUGAUGGAAACUCACCUUUAUGAGCAUUAAGCUAAAAAACAGGAUGUUGCAGGCGAAGUUCUUCACAAUAUACAAUGCAACUUUUGGUGUUUGAGAUCAAAACCAGCAAUUUAAACAUAUCUAAAAGCAAAAGAACAGUUAUGAGGCAUUUGAUAGGCGGAGAGAAAAACCUGUAGAAAGAGUCUUGGAGCUGUCAUCUCAUUCAGGGGAAACAGAGCGGUACACAGGCUGUGGUGGGAGCAGCGCCACCUUUCCCCCAACACUCUCAGCUUCCCAUUCCCUAAAACAUUUUCUUUCUUAGCUUGGAAAAUCCAUCUAGCUGGUGACAGUCCGUUUUACUUGGUCAGCCUGAACCACUUGAAUAAAACGUAAAUAUUCUAUCAGUGCAGCAUCACCCAUCAAUUAUUUCAUUAUUCCUCAUCAGGCAGGGAGAUGGGGAAUAGAUAAGAAGGCUGACUUGAUGAUUGCUGCCCAUUUCCUUCAUGUUGCAGUUAAUAUCAGAGAAGAGGAUGUUGGAUGGCCGUUAAUGUAGCUCCAGGAUCAAAGUGAGGUGAUGUUUAACAGGACAUCAUUAGGCUAGUGGAGUUAAAGGAAAAACACAAUUUCUGUUUGUACAGAUUGGAAUUCCCUUAAUUACUUUCAACUGGAAAAUACUGUAAAUUAAAAAAAAAAAAGUUUCCGUUGAAUUUUCAGACAUUUUUUUAACAGUCUUAAAGUAUAAAUAGUUGAAAGAGCUGGUGAAAUUAGAUUUUUUUCCCCCUUUUUUUUUUUAUUAACUUGUGUUUUUGAGUACCCGAUGCAUUAGUGUCUGUGUUUAAAAAAAGGCUGUGUUACAGCACACGACAGCAUUGCAUGGCUUCAUCGUCGCACUACAAAAAAAACUGACGAAAUCAGAGAGCAAAGGAUCCUGCAUCACUUUGCCGUUAAAAUGGUGACUUUGGAAGCUUCAUUGAUACUGUAUGUUACCUAAAGAGGUGUUCCCCAUGUGCAGACAGAAGGAAAAAAAAUAUUCUUUUCAAAGAGACUUUUUUUUUUUCUUUACUUUUAGCCUUUUCUUGUAUUUGUUUCUGUACCAUAACUGUCAAUGUUUUUCUUUUUUUUGUGCAUAAAAUGCAUAAGGGUUUUGGGGUGUAAAUGGAAUUUUAUUCAUAUUUUGUCCAAAUACCUCUUGUAAUUUGUAUCAGAAUUCUUGUACAAUUUUUAUAUUAAAGAUUUAUCAGUCACUGGCA
Messenger RNA from Cyprinodon tularosa, 10859 nucleotides. RefSeq names its product basonuclin 2 (gene bnc2). Lineage: Eukaryota; Metazoa; Chordata; Actinopteri; Cyprinodontiformes; Cyprinodontidae. The coding region runs from base 556 to 4482 and encodes 1308 amino acids. Gene Ontology annotation, cellular component: nucleus. The record is from RefSeq and is a predicted model, not a curated record. Gene Ontology annotation, biological process: regulation of DNA-templated transcription. The transcript has 7 exons.